Messenger RNA from Rangifer tarandus platyrhynchus (Svalbard reindeer), 666 nucleotides. The record is from the annotation of a GenBank genome assembly. Lineage: Eukaryota; Metazoa; Chordata; Mammalia; Artiodactyla; Cervidae.
AUGGCUGACAGCAGGCCCAAGCCCGCCAAGUCCGCCAACAAGACACCCCCCAAGUCCCCGGGGGACCCCACCAAGGACAAGGCUGCCAAGAGGCUGUCGCUUGAGUCGGAGGGGUCCGGCGAAGGGGCGGCCGCCACGGGCGCAGAGCUCAGCGCCCUGGAGGAGGCCUUCCGGAGGUUCGCGGUGCAUGGGGACACCCGGGCCUCGGGCAGGGAGAUGCACGGCAAGAAUUGGUCCAAGCUGUGCCGGGACUGCCAGGUGAUCGACGGCCGGAGCGUGACCGUCACUGACGUGGACAUCGUCUUCAGCAAAAUCAAGGGCAAGUCCUGCAGGACCAUCACAUUUGAGCAGUUCAAGGAGGCGCUGGAGGAGCUCGCCAAGAAGAGAUUCAAAGACAAGAGCGCGGAAGAGGCCGUCAGGGAGGUGCACAAACUCAUCGAGGGCAAGGCCCCCAUCAUCUCGGGGGUGACGAAAGCCAUCUCCUCACCCACCGUGUCACGGCUCACGGACACCACCAAGUUCACGGGCUCUCACAAGGAGCGCUUCGACCCAUCAGGCAGGGGCAAGGGCCGGGCGGGUCGCGUGGACCUGGUGGAUGAGUCGGGCUACGUGCCGGGCUACAAGCACGCGGGCACCUACGACCAGAAGGUGCAGGGGGGCAAGUAG